AUGCUGCCUUUGCAUGUUUACACUUUACACGGCAACUACAUUGUCCCAAGAUUAAUGGCAUUGUUCGUAUACACCUGCUUUUUCAUCCACCAUUGUUGUGUGUGCGUAAUUGACAUCAAAUUUAUCUUGCUCGGCUUGGAACGCCGUUUCGCCUUUCAGCAACGGGAGGUCUACGAACACGACAAUGGUGCUUGUGGACGGAAACUUUUGGUGAUUACUGUAGGUACAGUCUGUACAACGAAUCGUAAAAACACAAAAAUUUAUUCACUAUAGAAAGGCUUCUUUACGUGGGGGGUUGUUUUAGCAAUAAUUGACUUUUUUGUAAUCUCUGGUUCGUUUUAGACAACUUUUGGUGUUUGGAACUUUUUUGUGCAGAGUGGUAAUCGUAGGAGAAACUACAACCCUGCAGGCUAGCUUUCUCUAUUUUCUCGGCCGUCAUGUUUGAGAAUUUUAGAUUGGACUUGUGAUUUCUGAGACGUUGAUUCGGUGCAUUUUGAAAUACUUUACCUCAACCGAAACGGACAUCGACCUGCUUCUGCGGGAUAUUUUUUUAUUGGAAAAUUCGCCAGCGAUGAUUUUUGUUUGCCAUGUCGUUUGCUUCAUCAGUCUGGUCUACGGGUUUCUUGUAGGUCCACAAUAUUUUUUUUAGCUCAGCCAAGAAGGCAUGUCAAUAUGUCAGAAACUGCAACUUUUCUAGGAAUUCCAUUUUCUGAACCACUCAACAGCUCAUUCUCGCUACAGCAGUAAGAGCCUCAGCGAGAGCUAUCAACUGAAGGAAGUGCAGAGCGUAAUUAAAAUCGUCCGGCCACUACUGUGGUUUUAUUUCGCGUGUGCUCAGGUGUGCGUGGUGUGUGCCGCUGUCAUGGUGUAUGUGAUCUAUUUCUUGCCAGAACCUGACAUGAAGGUCUACCAUCAUAUGAUUGCGGUAUGAUUUUGUGCAGUUUUCGAUACCGGCAUUUCAAAAGAAUGCUUUAGAAGCGAUCGAUUCAACCAAGUCUUUCAGCUUGAAAACAUUGCGAUUGGAUCUUACAAUCUUUUCUCGACAAUCUUCAUGCUGCUCCACUUUUCUAAACUUCGCGUCAUUGUUUUUAACGAUCUGCUCCGGCUCUUCUGUCUAAAUCGACGUUACAGUUCAGUAACCCCCAACUCCGGCUUUGUUGUUGAAAACGCUGAACAUUUUCAGAAUCUCCAAAGCAUGUGGGAUCAACGGCUUCAAAAGAAAAUGUUUGGGUAA
This is a messenger RNA of Bursaphelenchus xylophilus (pine wood nematode), 1234 nucleotides long. Lineage: Eukaryota; Metazoa; Nematoda; Chromadorea; Rhabditida; Aphelenchoididae. The record is from the annotation of a GenBank genome assembly.